Messenger RNA from Culex quinquefasciatus (southern house mosquito), 881 nucleotides. RefSeq names its product E3 ubiquitin-protein ligase KCMF1. The record is from RefSeq and is a predicted model, not a curated record. Gene Ontology annotation, molecular function: copper ion binding; DNA-binding transcription factor activity; DNA binding. The transcript has 3 exons. The coding region runs from base 160 to 864 and encodes 234 amino acids. Lineage: Eukaryota; Metazoa; Arthropoda; Insecta; Diptera; Culicidae. Gene Ontology annotation, biological process: regulation of DNA-templated transcription.
UUCCAAUGGCAUUUACUGAAAGCUGUGACUCAUGUUGUGUUAUCACAGCAAGGACAUCGAAAAUGAUAACAAAUCAGUGCACAGAGAUAGUAGAAAGAUUUCGAGUUAUGUGUUAUCUCUUCUGGCAUCAUUUGCAUGCUAGUACAAAAGCACUAAGCAAUGCUCAAACCGGUUUUAGUUCCGCUCGAAGAAUCUCGGUGCAUCAUGGCAUCUUACCAGAUGUCCUCAAAGUCGUACGAGCUAAGUUCCGUUCACACAGACGUCCAGUGCAAUGGCUGCGACCGGGCCACCAUCCAGGGCCUCCGGUACGCGUGUCUGGUGUGCGAAGACUACGACGAGUGUGACCAGUGUCGCCGGGACAAACGCACCAGCCGGAAGCACCGCCCGUACCACCCGGUCCAACCGAUCCUGCCCCCAGCGGAGAUGGCCCGCAGCAUGGAGUGUGUCCGCUCGCCGCAGACCGAAAUCCGGAUCUACUGCUGUCCGCACUGCGGAGACACGGACUUUAACGUGCGUGACCUGACGGAACACUGCCAGCAGUACCACGCCGACGGUGGCCGCGGCCACAAGGUGCGCUGUCCGAUCUGCGUGACGUUCCGGGUGCCCUACCGGCGGAAGUUCCGGCUCGAGGAUUGCACCCUGCUGCGCCAUCUGCUCGAGGACCAUCGGGACGUGGAAAGUGCCGUUCAAGCAUCCCACGAGGGUGACUGUGCCAUCUGCAUGGACGAUGUUGCGCUGAGUGCCAGCCGGAAGUUUCUACCCUGCGGGCACGCGUUCCACGGGCACUGCAUCGGCCGUUGGCUGAGGAGCAACAACAGCUGUCCGGUGUGUCGGGCGGAGGUUAGCAGGUUCUUUAUGAUGUAAAGAAAUAAAUGGUGGAA